AUCAGCCACCUUCCUCCUGGGCUCCAUAUUGGACCCCUGUGUCACUUCAAUGAAACCAAAGUUAAGAGCUUUCGUUUGGAAUGUUUUGGAGCGUCCAUGGUGUCAAAGAGAACUUUGAAAGGCUUGAGGUUGGGAGGGCACGCAGGGUUAUAAAUAUUGGCAUAAAAAGCGGUUAUUGAUAAAUUCAUUGGAUUGUUUUUUGUGCCAGCCCCCAAGUCGCACCACGAUCGUAGUGACAUUAAUAACUGAGACCUACGUGAGUCUCGUAUUUGAUCUGCCUUUUCCCUGCACUUUUGUACACUAACUUCUAUUCCCAGGUCGAUUGGCCUCUCAUGACAUUUUAAAUCGGAGAGAGGUUGGCCUUUGAAAAUUUCGUUCUAAUUCUUCGCUCCCGCGGAAAAGUGACACUGAGUUACAUACAUUGUUCCAUGAAGGGAUUCUUCGGCAUCACGUUUGCGCCUCCUGUCUCAUCGUGCUCCAACCCAACCUCUUUAAAACCCUGAACUGGCUUCUGCAUGGACUCGGCCCCGCCUUAAAAAUUGCUACCCCUACCACCCAGGUCGUGAAUUCCUCAAUGUUGUUGAGCGCAAGGGACGAUCUGCUGGCAGAACUUCUCUACCGCAUGAAAGUCGUGUCCAUCACCGCGACGACUUUCUGCAUUCCCGUGGUGCUUCUCGUAUUUGCGUCGUACAUCAACCGGGCUUCCAGGAAGCAUCUAAACAGAGUUAGUUUUCGGUUGGUCGUGCUAGCGUUGUUGACCUAGCUUCGUCUAUAGCGUUGCUAUGCUUCUAUGUGCAACGUAUUGCAGACUGUGUUGGGUUUAUGUGGUCAAUGCAAUUUUUCGGUCAACUUUGUUCCAAUCUUUCCUUAAGCAUCGGGUUGAACCUCUUGCUCGUCAUGAUAUGGAGAAAAGAUGGUCAGAAGCUUGAAAAGUGGUACUUUAUCGGCAGUAUACUUCACGCAUUGAUCGUAACUCUUCCUCCCGUGUUUGCAAGGGCUUGGGGCGUGGAUCCACUCACCGGUUCGUGCGGAUAUAGGUCUUCAGAUCAAUCAGAACGGUUCCGUUGGAGGAUGGCGACUGUCCUUGCAUGGCCCCUGCUGGAUAUUAUAGGAGAGUUAAUUACAUUCGUAUUUAUUCUAAUAUUCAUGGUGCGCUCGAAGGCAUUCAACGGCAAUUUCCUUAAAUCUCAAAACCGCAAAACAAGUAGAAAAAGGAAGUACCGGACGGUUAUUCUCAGGAUUGCUUUGUAUCCUUUAUCAGCAGCCAUUUCGGUGAUACUGCUCGUUUGUGGUGAUAUAUACACAAACCGUAAGAAUCCUUCGAAUCAAGUGGCGAUCGUAUUAAUCCCGAUAGGAUAUUCUGUCAGACCACUGCUGUACAGUUUACUGACGAUAUUGGAUCCAUCCUUAUCGAGAGCCUUACGAACCCUUUUCAACAUUGUUCGCGGUCACAGUACAGAAUCGCACUCCACCGGCCGUCGCUCAGAAACAGGACAUACCCAGCCCAUCUCGAUCGCUACUGUGGUGUCAGUAAGCCACAGUUACCCGAACGAAUACGAGUUAAAGCAGGCUACUCCACCGCUGGGAGCCGGUAUUCAAAGCGACAAGGGAAUGAAAGACCCCCAUUCCAACGAUGUGAUCUUGCCUAGGGCCCCAAGUCCUACGAAGCAUCUUCACGCCAGAUUUUCAAGCCACGACGGUAAUUGUCACGAUGUGGCUUUUGACCUACCUCAAGCGGCGGGUGAUUCGGAUUUACAGUUGGAAACGAGGGACUGCCCUUCACAUUGGGGACCCCCAAUGAGCCAUCUGCUCCAUAGGCGUAGCGAGGCGUCUGAGGAUUCUGGAGAGUUCCUGAAACAGUUGUGAUUGGAUAGAUAGUAGCCUAAUCAAUGUGUACAUGGUAGACUCAGCUUCAUAUGUGUACUUCUACUGACUUAAUACCAGCC
Molecule: messenger RNA, 1946 nt
Organism: Marasmius oreades (fairy-ring Marasmius)
Lineage: Eukaryota; Fungi; Basidiomycota; Agaricomycetes; Agaricales; Marasmiaceae
Exons: 11
Coding region: 823-1866 (347 amino acids)
Source: RefSeq, a predicted model, not a curated record